GGUGACAUGUUACAGAGUAUUGGUUCCACUGGCGCUCUCUACUCCGACGACACAGCACAGCCUUAUCCAGGCAGCACAGGAAUGGCUCAGAUGGGAGCAGCUAAUCUAUUGGCGACAGCAGAUACAGGGCUGUCAUCGCAAGCAUCGGGAACACCGGAUGAUCUCGAGAAGCAUAAGGAAUCGCUGAAGCAGACCAGUCUCCAAAAAAAAAAAAGUGCAAGUGCCUUAAGUGAGGCAUACGAGGAGCUGGCUAAAAUCUGCAGUGCCCACUUAACCAACCGGAAGGAGAAAACGAAGCAAACGAAGCUCGAGAUACUUCGGGAAGCGAUUCAGGUUAUUCAGGCUCUCAGAGACGAGCUUCAAAGUAAAAACGACGACCUGAUGGCUGACCUGAUGGCUGAGUUUUUGGAGCAGUGUAAGGAAGAAGGCCAAGAACCAGAGAAUUAGCUCUGCCUCAGGCAGGGUUGAUCAGGGAAUUAGCUCUGCCUCUGGCGGGGUUGAUCAGGGAAUUAGCUCUGCCACUGGCGGUACUAAUCAUGUCGAGGACGAGCACGACAAUGAAAGUUCCGGUGGUGCAAAGGGAGCGGGACUAUAAAUAUUGAAAUCAAAAUGACAAUGAGGUAAAAUGUUCGUGCGAUGACAGUGUGCCUGCUGCCGUAUCGUGAAUCGGUUUCACCGACAGGCUGCUGUGCCUCAGACUGAGUAAGAAUAUCUGGGCUCCUGGCUGCAGAUGCGCGGGCAUGAUGUGAAUGUCGAUGCUAUGAACAAGAUGAGCUCGUUGAGCUGUCGACGAUCUUGCCUUCUACAUGUGUUUUGUCCAGUGUUUUGUCCCAUGUUUUGUCCAGUGUUUGGUGCAGUGCGUGUGUGCUCCAGCAAUGCUUGUUCUCCAAGCUGAUAUAAUGCCUAUUGCUGCUGCUGCUAUCAAUAUUAUGUGUGAUGUCAAUAAAAACAAAAAUAUAUAAAAAUGGACUCAGAUGGACCUUCCCCUCCUUAUGUUACUUGUAGUUCCUUGGUCCUUUUUUUCUUUACUAUACAAAAUGUAAAAACAUCAGUUGCCACGGUUACUAUGAUUGUGAUUCGUUUGUACGUUUGAGUAAAUAAAGCAGUGUGAACCGCCAGAUGACGGGAUACCUCAAGAUCCUCAAACCUUUCCAGGCAAAUAAUGUUCCUGUUUGUAUUUUAUUUAUAUUUUAUUUUAUUUAUUACAGCAUCUCAUAGCACAGUGAGAACACCGGCCAAUACAAAGAGAGAGGGUGUUAGCCAACCACGGCAAGGAAGGGAGAAGGGGAGGAGAAGAAAAAAAGGAACCGGCAUGGAUAAGUAGUGAUUGCAACAAAAUGAGA
This is a messenger RNA of Sycon ciliatum, 1343 nucleotides long. RefSeq lists its product as uncharacterized. Gene Ontology annotation, molecular function: protein dimerization activity. The record is from RefSeq and is a predicted model, not a curated record. The coding region runs from base 7 to 447 and encodes 146 amino acids. The transcript is spliced from 6 exons. Lineage: Eukaryota; Metazoa; Porifera; Calcarea; Leucosolenida; Sycettidae.